Messenger RNA from Suillus plorans, 562 nucleotides. RefSeq lists its product as uncharacterized. The transcript is spliced from 4 exons. Lineage: Eukaryota; Fungi; Basidiomycota; Agaricomycetes; Boletales; Suillaceae. Bases 32 to 562 code for a protein of 176 amino acids. The record is from RefSeq and is a predicted model, not a curated record.
AUUAAUUUCAAUUGUUUGACAUGUCUGUAUAAUGCUCAUCACUAAUACUGAAGAUCACCUCGACCUGGCCAAUAGGACGUCAUUUUUCCACGACAAUGUCGUUGUGUUGGAGAUCGACAAUAUGCUGUCUGGAUGGCCGACUUAUACCCUCGAUUUUACACCGGAACACCCGGGCCCAUUGAAAAUUAUACUAUGGUUGAAGGAUGCUGUAGAGUUCAGGAUGAUCGAAGAUAAAGAUAGUGAUGACGAAGCUGAUGAACAAGCCAAGAGUGAAUCACAGCCUGUCGCUGAGGAUCCAGACACUACGAUGGUCUGUGAGCCAACACCGGCGUCCAGGGACUCAAACAUGCCUCAGCGCAUCAGCGCAAAGCCUGUUGUGCUGCAUGUCAUCCCCACGGAUCCUCCCAGCAUCGUCCAUAUACAGAAGAAAUUCCAGGACGAGCAUGACUAUACGUGGCCUCCCCGCCGUGGGUUCAGGGAAAGCUCUACCACAAUGCGAAUCACUCAGAUUGAUGCACUCAUGACCUUACCCGCAGCUGUAGAAGCCUUAAAGCUCGAUUAG